AGGCAGGGGAGGCUGGAAAUACAUCCAUGCUCUGAGACACAGGAGGACAGAGAUUCCUGUGCCCCAACAGUGACAGGACGCCCUGGGUGAUCAGGCGGAUGGACCAAUCAUCUGAGAGGAAGAUGAGCGCUGAGGGGGCCGAAGCAAGACCAGCCCCUCCUACCACGCUGCCCCUCCAAGGACAACCCUCCCAGAGAAGGAAGCUCUCUGUAACACAUAUAGUAAGCCUGUCACCGGACCAAAGUGAGGAUGACCUUGGUGAGACAUCUGAUGACUUUGACGUUAAUAUGGAUGACCUUGAGACUCCAGAUGAGUGGGAUUACCUGGACUACCCUGUCACUGAAAUGAACUCGGAAGAACUUGCAGCAGCCAAUAAGAACAGCGCAAGGAUGCCUUGUGAACCAAUCCUUACAUGUGGCGCUGAGGAAGUGCAUCAGGAUGGCAGUUUAUGGAGGACGGUUAUCAUUGGGGAGCAGGAGCACCGCAUCAAUAUGAUGAGCAUUGAGCCCUACCGGAAAGUCAUCUCCCAUGGAGGCUACUAUGGUAACGGAGUUAACGCCAUCAUAGUGUUUGCCGCCUGUUACCUGCCAGAUAGUAACAGAGAGGACUACCAUGAAGUGAUGGAACACCUCUUUCUUUACGUGAUCAGUACACUAGAGCUGAUGGUAGCAGAGGACUAUAUGAUUCUCUACCUGAAUGGAGCCACCCCACACAGGAAAAUGCCUGGCAUAGGCUGGUUAAAGAAAUGCUAUGAGAUGAUUGACAGAAGGCUCAAGAAGAAUUUGAAAUCAUUCAUCAUUGUCCAUCCUUCAUGGUUUAUCAGGACCAUCCUAACCAUCACCAGGCCCUUCAUAAGCACCAAGUUCAGCAAUAAAGUAAAGUAUGUGAAGAGCUUGGACGAGCUGCAAGAUCUCAUCCCCAUGGACUACUUACAAAUCCCAGAGUGCAUCAUUAGACUUGAUCAGGAGCUGAAAGAAGCACAGAACUCAAGAGUGCAUAGUUUUCUGCAGGGACCAGAGCCAACAGCAGGCAGAGAAGAAUAA
Lampris incognitus (smalleye Pacific opah) is the source of this 1043-nucleotide messenger RNA. It is a transcript of the gene prune2, whose product is annotated as prune homolog 2 with BCH domain. The coding region runs from base 99 to 1043 and encodes 314 amino acids. Lineage: Eukaryota; Metazoa; Chordata; Actinopteri; Lampriformes; Lampridae. The transcript has 10 exons. Gene Ontology annotation, cellular component: cytoplasm. The record is from RefSeq and is a predicted model, not a curated record. Gene Ontology annotation, biological process: apoptotic process.